Molecule: messenger RNA, 1397 nt
Organism: Stomoxys calcitrans (stable fly)
Lineage: Eukaryota; Metazoa; Arthropoda; Insecta; Diptera; Muscidae
Product: acyl-coenzyme A diphosphatase NUDT19
Exons: 7
Coding region: 211-1320 (369 amino acids)
Cellular component (GO): mitochondrion
Molecular function (GO): hydrolase activity, acting on acid anhydrides, in phosphorus-containing anhydrides
Source: RefSeq, a predicted model, not a curated record
GUUAGCACAAUUUGGUGGCUGAUAGUAAAUAAAUACUUGGACUUGGAUCUUAAACAUCGAAAUACAAUCGUUUCAAAUAGGUGUUCAAAGUUUGUCGUUAAUGCGUAUGGAGAUUAAAAAGCGUCAAUGCGCUUUUUCAAAAAAUUGUCAUAGGAUCUUAUACCACAAUUUCGUUUUCGAUUAGUAAAGAUUUGCCCUUUUCGUAUAAGAAUGGAAGAUACAAGUUUGGCACCGAAGGCUCCAGUGUGGCGAGAAUCCGCCAGUUUGAUAAUAUGUGCAAAAAAUGUGGAAAUAACUGAUGGUUACGAUUACGAGCUUUUAAUGAUAAAAAGGUCGGACCGUACUGCUCUUAUUCAAAAUCAAUGUGUAUUCCCGGGUGGAAUAUAUGAUCCUUUUGACGAAAGCAUAGAAUGGUUAAAAUAUUUUGAAGAAUUCGGAGUAAACCAGCAAACAUUAAAAAACUUAGUAAUAGUCGACAAUAAAACAGAACGGCCGAAAAUUAUGGCUCCCCAAGGCACUGGCUGUUACGAUAGGUUUUUCAAAAGUUCUAAAAUUUGGGCAAGAGAGAUUUCCUUGCGCAUUAACGCUAUUCGUGAGACUUUUGAAGAAGUUGGAAUUCUCAUGUGUCGUCGAAGAGACCAAUUAAACUCAUUGACAACGGAGGGUUUUUGUGAACUAUUACUCGAUAAAUCCGACUGGCAGAAGGCUGUACACGAUGAUUCACGAAACUUUUUACAAAUGUGUCGUGAAUUAAAAGUUGUACCUGAUUUGUGGAGUUUACAUGAAUGGUCUUGUUGGGCUAGUCCGGCAGUUAUCAAAAAAGGGUAUGAGACAGCGUUUUAUAUCACAUUUCUAAGUGAGAAGCCAGACAUUAAUUAUGACCAAUCCGAAGUAAAAGAAUAUAUGUGGCUUCCACCUCAAAUUCUACUGGAAAUGGUACGAAAUUGUGAAAUAUUCUUCUUGCCCCCACAGUUUUAUGAAAUUUCUCGUUUUGUGCCCUACAAAUCAUACGAUUAUCUUAGAAAAUUUGCAAAAGAACGAAGUGGUAAGGGUACAUCUACAUAUCAUCCCAUUGUCUAUAACUGCACAGAUGGUAUGGUUUCUAUUCUGCCAGGAGAUGACUUCCAUGCCGGUUGUCCUCGGGUUUCAACAAUUUACAGGAAUGUGGACUUUACCACUGACGAAUUUCGUGCACAUUCGAAACGCAUUCACAGAAUGGAAAACUUAGGUUCUCCAGACGCUGUAAUUCAUUUGAAUUUUGAACCGUUGGAUGGACAUUUGAAGCCUCUGUGCGCGUUUCAAGCAAAUCACAAACUAUAAAAAUAUUUACUAAAUAAAAAAUUCAAUGUGGCUGGAGAAGAAUAUCUUCUAAAAUAAAAGGUUAACUGGGUUAAAUA